Molecule: messenger RNA, 2073 nt
Organism: Pieris napi
Lineage: Eukaryota; Metazoa; Arthropoda; Insecta; Lepidoptera; Pieridae
Exons: 3
Coding region: 1-2073 (690 amino acids)
Source: RefSeq, a predicted model, not a curated record
AUGCUCAAGGUGGAGAUAUACGGACCGGCUGGGAGCAAACAAGUACUGGCGCUGCUAGAUGAAGGCUCAACGGUGACACUGCUUGACGAAAACGUGGCUUCGAGCAUCGGCAUCAAGGGUCCUCGCGAAGCCCUGAAUAUAGAAACUAUCGGCGGAGGGCAAAUGAAAAAUCACGACUCCAUGAUUUUAGAUAUCGAACUGAAAGGGAUCAAGGAAAGCGAGAAGAGCACACUUAAGCGGGCAAGAACUAUCAAGGAGCUCAAAUUAACCCCUCAAUUCGUAGAUAAAAGCCGACUAAAGAAGUGUCAUCACUUGCGGGGCUUACUACAAGACGUGUGCUACGAAGCUGAGGCACCGAAGCUGCUCAUUGGCCAAGACAAUUGGGAGUAUAUUGUCUCAUUACAAAUACGACGUGGAAAGCCAGGGCAGCCGGUGGCGUCACGAACGAAGUUAGGAUGGGUUCUCCACGGCUCCGACAGCAGUGGCGUGUCGCCGAUCAAUUACGUGAACACAUGUGCACACGCCAGCGUCGUCGAAGAUAAAAUAGAUCAGUUGGUGAGGGAACACUUCACUAUUGAGUCUUUGGGGGUUCAGCCGAAGAAGCCUUCAACGGAUAUCGAACAGCGAGCACUGGACAUAUUGGAAAGAACCAGCCGACAGUUGGAAGAUGGCAGAUACGAGGUCGGACUGUUGUGGAAAAAGGAAGAUGUAUGUCUUCCAAAUAACUACGCAGCAGCUUUCAACAGAUUUCAAGGCAUAGAAAGAAAGCUGCGUAAGGACGCUAAAUUAAAAAAUGAGUAUAGCGCGCAGAUAGACAAUCUGUUGAAAAGCAACUACGCUGAAGAAGCACCAGCCGACUGCACAUCUAACAAAAAAUGGUACCUGCCUCACUUCCCAGUGGUUCACCCUCUGAAAAAGAAGCUGAGAAUUGUUUUCGACGCUGCGGCCAAAUACAACGGAGUCAGCCUUAACGACGUUCUGCUGUCCGGCCCGGACUUACUACAGUCAAUAUUUGGAGUGCUACUGCGAUUCCGCCAAGGCCCUGUAGCAAUAGCGGCCGAUAUAAAAGAAAUGUUUCUGCAAAGGGCGCACUUCGAGCUACGAGGAUGGGCGUCGAAUAAGAAAGAGAUCGUAGAAGCCGACGGCGAACAGGAAGUGCACCUAGGUGAAAACGAAGAAAAGACCCUGGGACUGAGAUGGCUGACGUCAGAGGAUUGUCUUGGAUUUAGAAGCCAAUUUAGGAAAAUCCCUAACGAGGUAGCGCGAGGCAUGCAGACUCCAACAAAACGAGAAGUCACGGGAGCUGUGAUGUCUACUUUCGACCCACUCGGACUGCUAUCACCCAUUCUCAUCCAAGGAAAGAAGCUCAUUCAAAAGAUAUGGCGCAGUGGUGUUGGAUGGGAUGACCAAAUCACUGAAGACGACACCGAAGCUUGGAAGAGCUACCUAGAGCAUAUCGGUAGAAUAAAAGACAUCCGACUGCCGCGAUGCAUGUCACCAUUCUGCACUGAGGGGGAGCUGCAUACUUUUACUGACGCGAGUGAGACAGCGUAUGCAGCCGCAGUAUACUGGCGAACCAGAGGUAAAGGAAAAUACUUGAUAAACCUCGUCGCCGCCAAGUCAAGAGUAACGCCUCUGAAACCAACAUCUAUGCCGAGGCUUGAACUGCAGGCAGCUCUAUUAGGUAGUAGACUUGCAGACUCAGUGGCAAAAGAACUCGACCUGCAGGUUACAAGGAAAACGUUUUGGACGGAUUCGAGUGUGGUACUUUCCUGGAUAAAGGCAGAUCCCAGAACGUUUAAGACCUUCGUAGCUCAUAGAAUUGCGGAGAUAGAGGAUCUGACAAAACCGCAAGACUGGAGAUGGGUGCCUACAGCGCAGAAUCCUGCCGAUGAUGCGACCAGGAGCCCACCGGAAGAAUUUAACGCGGAACAUCGGUGGUUCAAGGGUCCAGAUUUCCUGUCAAAAGGCGAAGAAGAAUGGCCAGCUCCACGAAGUUUUAAAAAGGAAAAAUGCGACGAAGACAGAACGAUGGAGCAGUACUGGAUGGCAGGAACGCCAUUGGGAGAUUGA